This is a messenger RNA of Cadophora gregata, 1068 nucleotides long. It is a transcript of the gene GPA2, whose product is annotated as Guanine nucleotide-binding protein alpha-2 subunit. Gene Ontology annotation, molecular function: GTPase activity; G protein-coupled receptor binding; G-protein beta/gamma-subunit complex binding. Bases 1 to 1068 code for a protein of 355 amino acids. The record is from RefSeq and is a predicted model, not a curated record. The transcript has 6 exons. NCBI's taxonomy places the organism in Eukaryota, Fungi, Ascomycota, Leotiomycetes, Helotiales, Ploettnerulaceae. Gene Ontology annotation, cellular component: heterotrimeric G-protein complex. Gene Ontology annotation, biological process: adenylate cyclase-activating G protein-coupled receptor signaling pathway.
AUGGGUGCUUGCAUGAGUUCGAAUGGCGACGAGUCGGAGCAGAAGAAGAGGAGUCAGAUGAUUGACAAGAAGCUGGAGGAAGACUCCAGAAGGCUCCGACGAGAAUGCAAAAUUUUGCUUCUGGGAUCCGGAGAGAGCGGGAAGUCGACUAUUGUCAAGCAGAUGAAGAUUAUCCACCAGAACGGAUACACCGUGGACGAAUUGGCGCUCUAUCGAUUGACCAUUUACAAGAAUCUGAUUGAUUGCGCGAAAGCGUUGAUUGGGGCGAUGCGGCAGUUUGGGAUCGAGCCUACAACUCCUGCGAAUGUUGAAUAUAGCGACUACUUGAUGGAGUACCAAGUCGUCUCGGAUCCACAUACGCCGCUCAGUACACAGGUUGGGGUUGCAGUCAUUUCACUAUGGCAGGACCCAAGCAUAAAGACGUUAAUGGAGAGGCAAAGCGAAUUCUACUUGAUGGAUUCUGCACCAUAUUUCUUUGGAGAGGCCGAAAGAAUUUCGGCACCCGAGUACAUACCAAUAGAGGCGGAUGUAUUAAGAGCGAGAACGAAGACGACGGGUAUAUAUGAGACAAGAUUCACAAUGGGGUCCUUGAGCAUACAUAUGUUCGAUGUUGGGGGUCAACGGAGUGAGAGAAAGAAGUGGAUUCAUUGCUUUGAGAAUGUCACAUCGAUCAUUUUCUGCGUGGCUCUGAGCGAGUACGAUCAAGUUCUCUUGGAAGAGAGCAACCAAAAUCGCAUGAUGGAAAGUCUAGUCCUUUUUGACUCGGUAGUCAAUUCACGGUGGUUUAUGCGGACAAGUAUCAUUCUUUUCCUCAAUAAGGUGGAUCUCUUCCGGCAAAAGCUGGGACGGUCACCUCUCAGCAAUUACUUCCCUGAUUACUCGGGUGGGAACGAUAUCAACAGAGCAUCGAAAUACUUGCUUUGGAGGUUCAACCAAGUAAAUAGAGCACAUCUGAAUCUCUACCCUCAUCUCACACAAGCUACGGAUACAUCGAAUAUCCGGCUUGUCUUCGCAGCGGUGAAGGAGACGAUUCUUCAAAACGCACUUAAAGAUUCGGGAAUCCUCUGA